AUGAAAGAAUUAUUAUAUGAAAAAGAGCAAUUGGAAUAUGCGAUGAAACAGUUGAAGGAGGAACAUGUUGAAAAAAUAGAAGGAAUGAAAAAGAGUGAAGAAUGUUUGGCUGAAAAAGAAAGGUUAGUUUUUCAAAACAUUUAUGGGGCUACUCAUGUUAUUUUCCUGAACUCCAGGAAACGGGAGAAAAGCGGAGAAAACCUAUUCAUGGAGGCUGAGAAAGUACGAAAAAGUGGAGAAAAUGUAUUUUCUCCUGUUUUCUGAACAUGUUGAAAAAAUACAUAAACAGCGCUAUAUAGCCCCAUUAAAGAUGAAAAUCGUAUUAAAUUUUAGAGCCGAUUGUUGUGAAAAUGAAAGUCGCUCCGCAAAAGAAUCUGAAGAUGAAGUACGACGUCAAGUUGUUCUUUUGGAUAAAAAAUGCGAUGAUUUGAAUGCUUCAGUUGAAGAGUUGGAGAAAAAAAUAUAAAGCUCGAACAAUUGGUGCUUGAAGAACAAAAAUUUCGUUGGUGGCGAAAAAUGAAUGUUUGGUCAUACAUAAAAAAUUGCAAGAUUCCGAAAUUCAAAAUGACUCUCUUUCAAAUAAGGUAGAUGAACUUAAUCGUCAUAUCGAAAAUUUGCAAUUGGAACAAGUUAAAUUGAAUUAUGAGAAGGUAAGAAUUUUGAAAUACAAGCUUUUUUUUUUAAUUUUCUCAUUUUUUUAGGAAAUAUUUUCAAAAAUAUAGCUUACAAUUAGAGCUUUUCGAACUAAAAACAUUUUAUAUACCUUUUUAAUAAAAUCCCGAUUGGUGGUAUGGCGAAAUAUAUUAUUUUUAAAAAAUAAUAUAAUAUAGUGCACAGGGUGUAAUUUACUACCUCAAAUCGCUAGACCUCAAAUUUUUCAUUAAUUUUUGUGUAUCUAGAUCAAAAAUAUUUUUUCUUUAAAUCUCUCGAUUUUGCGCUGAAUUUCGUCGAUUUUAGUCCCACCCCUAAGAUCGUGUCAGGUCUCAAAAAAUGCGCGAAAUUUUUCGGGUAGUAAAUUACACUCUGUGUAGUGGGAGAAUAAAUCUAGAUUUGAACAAAAAAAUUUCAGUGUUUUUUUCAGAAUUCCAAUGAAGAAAUAUCUCAAAAGCUGCGCAAUGAAAUUCAAGACCUCAAUAACCGCCGCAAAGACGAUUUGGCCGAAUAUGAGAAAAAUAGUGUGGCUCUUCAAACUCUUCUCGAUUCAUCGAAUGAUACUAUAUCCAGCCUCGAGAUUAAUAUUGAGACAUCCCGGAAAGAUUUUGAAACAAAAAUAUCUGAGAGGGAAAAAGAAGAGGAAGAAAGAAGACAAAAUCUAAUGAGAGAAGUUCGAAAUUUGAAAGAAGGAUUGAAUAAGUUUGAAAACCAAAGACAAAUCUUUUCGACUACCAUCAAGAAAUUGGAGUCAACGGUCAAUGAAAAAACCGAGCAACUGGAAAUGUAUGAAAGAGAAAGUGAAAAUGCAAUGAUAUCUCUCAGAAUUUUACAAGAUUCUAACGAAAUGGUUCGCUUACAAAAUGACCAGAUGAGGGCUGAAAAAGAAUCAGCAUGUCGUGCACUGACCAAUGAUGAAAAACGUAUAAUAGAAUUGGAUAAAGAAAUUGAAUCAUAUGCUCGAGGUUUUACUGAGUUGGAAUGCUCAAAAAGAACGAUUGAGAAAGAAAAAGAAGAGUUAGUUGUCGCAAAAGAAUCUUUGACUGGUGAUAUUCAUAAUGCAAAUUCACAAAUAAACAUGUUGAAGAGCAAGGUGGAGAGUCUGCAUAGAAAAGCUAUCAAAUAA
This is a messenger RNA of Caenorhabditis angaria, 1777 nucleotides long. NCBI's taxonomy places the organism in Eukaryota, Metazoa, Nematoda, Chromadorea, Rhabditida, Rhabditidae. The record is from the annotation of a GenBank genome assembly.